GCCAUAAACCGGAAGAAUUUAGCAGGCGACUUCGCGGAGUUAUUCUUCGGAUAAAGCUGAACUUAACUGCAAGCAAUCCUUGACAACUCUUGAAUGUCGACUGAAACACUGAUUUGGCACCAAUACUCUCGAUAAAAGGUUCCUUCAUCAAGUCCCAGUCAUGACAAGCUUGCGCUGAGAUUGGUAACCCAUGGCAACAACAACGACAAGUAGACCACGCAUCAUCACGACCCAACUGAAGUGACGAACGGGACAACUCAUGCAGAAAGCCCCAACGGAACGUUUCGUCGACUCAUCCGGAUAGUGCCCUUGUAUCGUGUCUCUCCCCCCCCCCAACUCCGCAGUGUCAAGAUCUUGACUUUGACUUCAAGUGUUGACAGACAAUUUGGUGCUGCGACUGGCCGUUUCUUACCGCAGCGACUUGUUUUAGAAUUUGACAAGAUGAAGGAAGAGGAUGUAGAAAUAGCCAUCAAGGUGGUGAUUGUUGGCAAUGGAGCUGUGGGGAAGUCCAGUAUGAUCCAACGAUACUGCAAAGGUAUCUUCACCAAAGACUACAAAAAGACGAUCGGCGUUGACUUCCUGGAGAGACAAAUACAAAUAAAAGAAGAAGACGUAAGGUUAAUGUUAUGGGAUACAGCAGGACAGGAGGAAUUUGACGCUAUUACUAAGUCCUACUACAGAGGUGCCCAAGCUGGCGUAGUGGUCUUCUCAACUGUAGACAGAGCAUCGUUUGAAGCCAUCGAGAAAUGGAAACGGAAAGUAGAAGACGAGGUUGAUAACAUACCACUGGUGCUUGUACAAAACAAAAUAGACCUGGUAGAUGAAGCUGUUAUAGCCCCUGAGGAAGCAGAAGCGUUAGCCAAGAGGCUGAAACUACGAUUCUACCGAGCGUCGGUCAAAGAGAACCUCAACGUUGACGAAGUAUUCCUCUACCUCACUGAUAAGUAUAUGCAAAAGUUACAAUCACAAGAAGCGGAAGACAACGCCACAACUAACCCAAAGAUUGGUAUCUUCAACACGACAGGACCACCCCUUACCAGCGGAAGCGGUGAUAGUAAAAACACAGCCGACGAAAGUCAGACCAUUAAGCUCAGACCAACAAAGCAAAGAACAAAAGGAAAGAAACAGCCCUUCAAGUGUCUACUACUCUGAUUUGUAUAUUUAAUGGAAGAAUUUUGUACUUUUUUCCAAAUUGUUUUUGUUGUUCUUGCAAAUGUUGGCUGCGGGCACUUCAGGAUGAGGGUUUUAAAGGACAGAGGAAACUAGUAUGCGGCGAUUGUGUUACGUUUCCACAUUUUGAAGCGUUUAAUUUAAAUCGAGGCUGCAGGGGAACAAGGACUGGUCCCAGUUGUUGUCGAAUAUGCCCGAAUUUGCAUUGUCCGUUAUCAAUUGAUACGCGGGGAACAAGACAGAGAUGGUGUAUGGAUCUUUUAAUUGUUUGUAGACACAAAGAAGCCAUUUUGAUUUUUGUUGUCAAUGUGACCAUGUGACCCUUGUUGCUCUGUGACAAACUGAGAAGGGUGAAGCAGUCUGGUGCAUGUCUUGUUCCUUGACUCCCACAUACAGAGCUGCUGCCAACUCUCCCUGAUUCUGCAGAAAGUUCCAAGAAAAUAAACAAAUCUUCCAAUAUAGAAACAUUAGGGUAACAGUCACCAUGUAAUGAUAAUCUCUAAAUGAGUUGGGGUGGUUCUGAAAAGAACCGUUGCUUUCAAAUCAACGUUUCGAUCUGUAUGCUCUCAUCAUUUUCUGGAUUGUCUUUCCACCAUGCAAGGUUUCAAAUCCUACAAAUCUUCCAAUGUUCUGACAACAAAUUUGAAAUUCUCCCAGAUUAUGGAAUUUUGUUCCCUUUUAUAUUGAAUGUAAUUCUAAACAUCUCCCUAAUUGUUGUACAUAAUAUCCCUGAUUGGAAAAUUCAAAUGUUGGCAGCGCACGGCAUACUGUUUUGGCCACCCUGAACAGAAACAAGUCGUAAAAUUCACAAAACACCCACCCCCUCCCUGCAAAGAAAAGAAAGUUUCCAAGUGCUUGAUAAUACAAUGCAUAGUUCAGAAGAUGCAGCCAAACAUGCAAGAGAUAUCGCCUUUUUACAAAUGUAUUAAAUGCAAACAUGGGCACAGUUUUGAUUUUCGGGAGACACGUUUUUACAGCACAUGAAGAUUUUAUCAAAGCAUGGCUGAGCGUUAACAUAUGAACAGCAACUGUACUUCUUUGCUUGCGAUGAGCAGAGAAAUGAAAUUGGGCCAGUUCUUCUGCAGCCUGCUCAUCACCUCUGUUUAAAAGGGUGUAUGUACUUUUUGUAGGACAAAAGACACAAUGUCCACAGAUUUACACUAAACUUGCACA
Asterias rubens (European starfish) is the source of this 2343-nucleotide messenger RNA. Its product is annotated as ras-related protein Rab-23-like. The transcript has 7 exons. Bases 442 to 1152 code for a protein of 236 amino acids. Gene Ontology annotation, molecular function: GTP binding; GTPase activity. The record is from RefSeq and is a predicted model, not a curated record. NCBI's taxonomy places the organism in Eukaryota, Metazoa, Echinodermata, Asteroidea, Forcipulatida, Asteriidae.